CUCUACAUCCGAACCAGCUUUCCACGAAUAGACAUUUGUCUUAUCGGACAUCUCUUCCACGUGCAUCUUCCGUAAACAUUCCACAAGAAGUUGGUCGCGCAGUGACCGCUGUCGACGCUACAUACGAAGACCGGAACAUCGACAACUUCAUCAACGUCAUCAACAAUGGUGCCCACGAUCCCCGGCUUCCUCAGGCUACCGCUUGAAAUUCGCCAGCUGAUAUACCAUUAUCUUCUCGCGCAAAACUUCCAGAGCCGAAGCGUCGAUAUGACCGUCCGACAGCGACACGGUGGCUACAAAUUACAAGGCCUCGAAAGCAUCCAAGGCCUGGUAUUCGUCAGCCGCACCUUCCUCGACGAGAUCCUCAGCUACUGCUUCAGCCGCUUCAACUUCUUCCUCCACAACGGGUCAGAGUCCAUACGCUUCGUAGUACGAGAAUUUUACCGCCAAAUCGGUGCCGAGAACAGGAAGCUUGUUAAAUACAUCACCAUUCCCAAGUUCAGUAUCGAUCGUGUAAUUAUGCAUCCAAGCAAUAUGGUUGCGCUCUUCGCCAGCUAUCAAGCUAGGUCCAUGCAGCUUCUCGAUGAGAUGCAAGGUGCUUUCGCCCUUCUCGAACGCUUCCCUGCGCUGGAAGAACUCGAUCUGGGACUUGACACUUAUGAGGCAACGCGUUUAAGUGAUUUCCGAUACCACGAUCGCAAUGUACAGGCGCACCCUAUGACGAGAAACAAGCGCAUUAUUCAAGGACAUGGAAGGGCGUACGACUUUUAUAUUAGGGACGCCUUGCAAGAAGCCAGGGGGUUGUCAGCAAGAGUGACUAUCGGCAUAUGGUGGACGUCAUAUCUUGAAGUCAGCCUUGAUACCGAUAAGAAGGAAGCCCGGGAAGAAUUUCUGCAUCGAAUACGAGAAGACAUUGCGCCUGUUCGAGUUGUAUGUAAAGGCAUCAUGUAAAUCACAAGUACACUCCGAGUGCCUCUGUAGUUGGACGAAACAUCAGACAGGGUCUGAUGACAUCAUGCCAGUAACGGCUGCGACAUGGAGAGCCGUCGCAACAACCUUGGGCUUAGUGCUUCUUCUUGCAUUUCCGAUAGCAAUAGACAUCACAUGGAUC
Messenger RNA from Alternaria rosae, 1111 nucleotides. RefSeq lists its product as uncharacterized. The transcript has a single exon. Bases 166 to 951 code for a protein of 261 amino acids. The record is from RefSeq and is a predicted model, not a curated record. NCBI's taxonomy places the organism in Eukaryota, Fungi, Ascomycota, Dothideomycetes, Pleosporales, Pleosporaceae.